This is a messenger RNA of Loa loa (African eye worm), 1479 nucleotides long. RefSeq lists its product as hypothetical. Gene Ontology annotation, biological process: response to oxidative stress. The record is from RefSeq and is a predicted model, not a curated record. NCBI's taxonomy places the organism in Eukaryota, Metazoa, Nematoda, Chromadorea, Rhabditida, Onchocercidae. The transcript is spliced from 13 exons. Gene Ontology annotation, molecular function: heme binding; peroxidase activity.
CUGGAUCAAUUAACUUCAUAUCUUGAUGCUUCAUUUAUCUAUGGUUCAACAGAAUGUGAAGCAAAUAGGUUACGUUUAUUUAGCCAAGGACGUUUGAAUUUUACAGAUCUUGGCUUCAAUCGAGAAGCCUUACCACAAGGUCGUCAAGAAAGAGAUUGCAGAUCUACACCACGACAUCCAUGUUUUAAUGCAGGUGAUGAACGUAGUAAUGAACAACCAGGCCUUACUGUUAUGCAUACAUUAUUUCUCAGAGAACAUAAUCGUAUUGCAGCAAGCUUAAAUCGUAUCAAUAAUUUUUGGUCUGAUGAAAAAAUUUAUUUGGAAACACGACGUAUAAUGGGCGCUAAAGUACAACAUAUCAUCUAUAAUGAAUGGUUACCAAUUGUAUUAGGUUGUGAAGCUGCUGCAAGAUAUGAUCUUGUACCACGUAAAACUGGUUAUUAUAAAGGAUAUGAUGAUAAAUGUGAUGCGACAAUGACACAAGAAAUGGCGACAGCAGCAUUUCGUUUUGGACAUUCAUUGAUACGUAAUAUAUUCCCACGUAUGAAUGCGGAAUUUCAAGAAGAAACAGAUGGUCUUGAUUUGAAAGCUUCAUUUAAUAAUGAAACAUUCUAUUAUACUCUGGAAACAGGACACAUUGAAUCAGUAAUUAUGGGACUUCUUGGAGCACAUAGUAUGGGCUUUGAUCGUCAUAUUAGUGAUGCGGUACGUAAUCAUUUAUUUCAACGAUCAACUAAUCCAUAUGAUACAGGCAUGGAUCUUCCGGCACUUAAUAUACAACGUGGAAGAGAUCAUGGUGUACCACCAUAUAAUUCAUAUCGUGAAAUGUGCGGCAUGCAUCGUGCAAGAAAUUUUGAUGAUUUAAAAGAUGUUAUGGAUGAUCGAACGAUAGCUGCAUUACGAAGUGUUUAUGAUCAUGUAGAUGAUAUUGACCUCUUUCCGGGUAUUAUGUCUGAAAGACCGCUUAAAGGAGCUUUGGUUGGACCAAUGUUGACAUGCAUCAUUGGUGAACAAUUUCAACGAUUAAAACGUUGUGAUCGAUUUUACUAUGAAAACGAUAAUGCGGCAACAAGAUUUACAUCAGAUCAAUUAGCUGAAAUACGGAAAACAACAUUAAGUAAGCUUAUUUGCGCAAAUAGUCAAUAUGCGCGUCGCAUUCAACCAAAUGCAUUUCUCAUGCCGGAUGAUUUAACAAAUGCACCAAUGAAAUGCUCUGAAUUACCCGAUAUCGACCUUUAUGAAUGGCUUGAUCGACAAUUUUGUGUGGUCGAUCAUCGAGUUAUUAAUCUGGGAAGGACAAAACGUAUAACACCAUGCAUUACGUGUACAUGUACUGCUGAAGGACCAGAAUGUCAUUCGAUGGUGAUUGAUCGUUGCGAAUCAUUGUUAACCGAAUAUCUUUUCUCGGAAGUGAUAGCUGAUACAGUAUGCGUAAUACAAUGUUCAUCAUUGAUACGACAAAGAAGCGGACAAUUGUAA